Messenger RNA from Cololabis saira (Pacific saury), 2412 nucleotides. It is a transcript of the gene cbx5, whose product is annotated as chromobox homolog 5 (HP1 alpha homolog, Drosophila). The transcript has 5 exons. The record is from RefSeq and is a predicted model, not a curated record. Bases 209 to 820 code for a protein of 203 amino acids. Gene Ontology annotation, biological process: chromatin organization; negative regulation of transcription by RNA polymerase II. Gene Ontology annotation, cellular component: nucleus; pericentric heterochromatin. Lineage: Eukaryota; Metazoa; Chordata; Actinopteri; Beloniformes; Belonidae. Gene Ontology annotation, molecular function: chromatin binding.
CCUUUGAUGUGAUUUAGAUGCUAACGUGCUAACGUAGCAUCGGCGCUGGCCUGGAACACCGCUGGCUGCUCCGCAACGGACCACACUCAGCCGAGGUGUUCACUGCUAAAGCAAAAAAAAAACAACACUAAAAAACCCGGUGGUGUACACAUCCAAAGGGAAGUGCCAUUAGCCUGAGACGGCGUGUUGUUAAGCACCGAACUUUACUAUGGGCAAAAAGUCUCGCGAAGAGGAGUCCUCCUCCUCUGAUGAGGAGGAAUAUGUUGUUGAGAAGGUGCUGGACAGGAGGGUGGUUAAAGGCCGGGUUGAGUUCUUCCUUAAAUGGAAAGGCUACUCAGAGAAGCACAACACAUGGGAACCAGAGAAGAACCUGGACUGCCCUGAACUUAUUUCUGAAUUCAUGAAGACCUACAAGAAACCUGGCAGUGCAAAUGCUACAUCUAGCAGUGGGGGAAGCAAAUCAAGUUCCAGCUCAGUAGGACGCACCAAGGAGUCCAGCAGCGUAAAGAAGAGAGGUUCAGAUGAAGAUGAUGAUGAUGAUGAGGAAGGUGGAAGUAAGCCCAAAAAGAAAAAAGAGGAUGAAAUUCUAGUUGCACGUGGCUUUGAGAGAGGGCUUGAGCCAGAGAAGAUCAUUGGCGCAACUGACUCAUGUGGAGACUUGAUGUUCCUUAUGAAGUGGAAAGACUCAGAUGAGGCAGAUCUCGUACUUGCCAAGGAGGCCAAUCAUAAGUGCCCACAGAUUGUCAUAGCCUUCUAUGAGGAGCGUCUCACCUGGCAUGAAGAUAGUGACAAGAAGGAGAAGGAGGCUGUCACUGCGUGAGUGCAUCACCUCAGGAGGAAACCUCCACUGCAGGGACAACCUUGAGUCAGACUUUUUUUUUUGUUUUUGUUGUUUGUUGUUUUUUUUUUUUUUUCUUUUCUUUCUUACUUUUUAUCCCCACAUCCAAAACUCCCAUCCCUCACCUUUACCAUGUCCAACGAUGACACAAAGACGGCACACAUGGUUGUUGUUCUCCAUUCAUGCUUCAUUGGAGCACAAUGGCCCAAACUGCUGAGAGGGAUCCAUCAGCUAGAACUCAUAGUGGACAUGGGUGAUUUAUGCUACUGGGGAAAGUUUCUACUGUUUUGACUUUGUGUUGUUUAACCGUUUUAAUAUCUUAACAUACGUGUUUUAGUGCUUGCAGGAUACAAUUAUAUCAGAAGGGAAAUCGCAAACGCCAUCAUAUCUGGCCAUCUGUUGAAAUUCUUGGUCAUAAAAGUAAAAGUUGAUACCGUAUGUGUUAACGGUUAGGAGCUGGUGCACAAUUCCCAUCCUGUUGUAUUGAAUAGUGCACCCCUCUUUCUUUUUUUUUUUUUUUCUCUUCUUCAGAAACACACAAAGGAAUAUGAUCAUUGUAUUGAUAUACAGGAAGCCACCACCCCAGAACUUUCCCGACUGCAUAAUCGCUUCCUUUUUAAACACUUUUUAUCUUGUAGAUGUUUUCUCACUUUGUCGUGUCUUCUGGGAUAUAACUGUUUUAAAUCUGAAAAUGUAUAAAGGACAUAACAACUAUGUCUUUAUGUAGUGACAUCUUCAUUUUAAUGUUUCUCUUAAAAGUUUCAUUAUGAAUUUGAUUUUUAAUUUCUUUAUACUGUUGCCAGAUAAAGGAAAAAAGAAUAAACCACAUUUUGUUCAAUUUUGUAUUUUCUUUUUUAACUAAAGUGUUAUUGAUCUUUUAUAAGUUAGACAAUCUUCACAACAUCUGGAUGAAAUGAAACCGGCGUUCAUUAUGGCUAUUGGGAUGCUCCCCCUUGUGGUACCAACGAGAAUGAUCAUAGUCAAGGACAUUCAAUCACAACAGCCCCUCAUUUUUAUGGUUAUUCGUCUUGUUUUUUUUUUUUUUUGUUUUUUUUUUCAAACUUUAUAUAAAUAUAUAUAAAAGGCAACUUAAACAUGAAUCUACCUUGCAUGUUGGAAUUGAUUGUUCUUGGUAUAAAUGUUUGGCUUCUUCUUGGAUGAGUUGGCAUAUAGAUUUUACCUUGAGUAUUUUCUUUUUUUUUUUUUUUCUUUGCUCAAAAAAUUCAGAACUUUCCCAUGAACUAAGUAGUGGCAGUUUUUGAACUUAAAAUGGACAACGGUUUUUGUAGUUUUGAUCUCUUGUGCUCCAGCAUGGAAUCUUCGGACCAAAUGUCAACAAAAUGACUUUCCUCAUUUUUUUUAGGGGGGGUGGUGCAAGUCUGAGGAUUGGUAAAUAAAGCUGUGAUCUUCUCCCCUCUGAUACAUACAGCCCAUACAUCAUGUUCUUUCAUAUUACUUAGUUAUCAUUUUUGUCUUUUUUUAAAUAAUUAAAAAUGCUUUUUAAAAAGUAGUAUUUCUUGUGAAAAAAUGUAUCGAGUAUGUGUACAGUAGCACCCUUUAAUAAACAUUUUCAG